Symbiodinium sp. CCMP2456 is the source of this 2082-nucleotide messenger RNA. NCBI's taxonomy places the organism in Eukaryota, Dinophyceae, Suessiales, Symbiodiniaceae. The record is from the annotation of a GenBank genome assembly.
AUGGUGCUUCUGGACGUAAAGAGAUCGGAGAAGAAGAAUGAGUUCAUGUACGAGACAACAGUGAAGGCCAAUGUUGGAGACCUCUUGAAAGAACUCUGCGAGCUUCACAACAUGAGGCUCAAAGUCCAGAGGCUCUCCCUUGCAUGCAAGGAGCUGGCGAAGCACGGGCCCCUGAGACCGGAGGAAACUCGAGGAAUCUCCGAGGACCUCAGCAAAGUCACUGAGCUAGACGUGAAUGCGUAUGGGCAGCCUACUAGACCGGAUGAGUCUGGCUUUCGCACGGGAGUUCCUCCCCCGCCCGAGGUGGCCGACGUGCUGACCCGCACAGCAGAGGAAGCCGCGGCUGCGGUGGCCUCCGAGCUGGUGCAGCAGCGAAAGUGUGUUGAUAAGAAGGUGUGCCAGACGCAGAUUGACAACAUGCGCGGUGCCGUCAUGAUUGCGUAUCCUGCUUUCCAUCGCUUGCCUAUUUAUGAUCCUGUACGCCAAGAGCUCGAGGACCGGGAGGAGCUUGACGGAGCGUCGGAGUUGCAGUGCGUGCUCGAGCCUGCCCAGACUAACAUGUGGUGGGCUGGAAAGGAGCUCAGGAUGGACCAGACGCUGGAGCAGUAUGUUGGCAAGAAUGAAAAGACGAAGAUCGUCGCAAAGCUUGCUCCGAAAGCCUCUGGAGCUCCCGUGCGGGAGCCGCGCAUAGACGAGAACACGCACAAGGCGAUGAUGGCCCAUUACUACCGAAAGCAGGAGGAGACCAAGAAGCUCCAGGACGACGAGGACGACUCUUACCUGGAUUCGGAGUGGGCCAACCCGAAGGCUCUGAAGAGUGCCUUGGUUGGCGGUGGAAGGCUGGAAGACAGGAAAGCAUUGAAAUGCACCCAGGCUCGGCCAAACGUCGCAGCCGGCGCAGACGUCGGGGAGAUCAAUGACAGAGAAGGACCAAGCUCCAACCACGUUUCCUCUGUUGAAGGCCCUGCAGACAUGACAGUGCAGCUUUGGCGGGCCAGCCCCGAUCACAAGCUGAACCUCAUUGUUGGGCCAAGCUCCCAAAGCGAUGUGGUCGUAAUGGUGGAUGCGAGUCAUUUGGGCAUCUACCAAGGAGAUGAGGUGCUCAGCAUCAACGGUGUGUCUGUGCAAAGCUUUCGCCAUUUUGCUGAACUUCUUGAAUCAUGUGGACAGAAUAUAGAGAUUCAGUUCUAUCACAAGGAGCCGCCGAUAGCCACGCUCGUGCACGAGGAUGACCUGAUCGAGAUGUGCUGCGGUCCAACUCUUUGUGUGCCGCAGACCAUGCCAGUGUGGUGCGAUUACUUCUACAACCCUCCAGAACCGAGGUGCCGUGCCGAGUCCUGGACACAGCGGGAGGUUUUGAGUGCCUCCGUAGCAGAGACGAGCUCGGAAGGUUCUACGUUUCAACUUGAGAUGCGCCGUACAUCGAUGAAGCAGCCCUUCGGGCUUCCACUUGGAGUGCUCAGCCUGCCAGCUGAGCCCUCCGAGCCCUCCAACGUGGCCUCGGAGGAUGCGCUGCUGACAACUCCGAAGUGUCAGCAGCUCUGCGUUACUGAGAGUUUCUGCUCCGACCGGGAGGUCUUGGAUGCAGAGAUUGGGCAUCUGCGAGAAGAUGACGAAGAGGUCAGCCAGUCCAAUGCAGGCAGCAUCAUGGGGAAUCGAGGGCCCGUGGUCGUCUUGCAGGCAGUGCCCCUGCUUGGCCUCCAUGCAGGGGAUGAGCUGCUGAGGAUCAAUGGGGAGGAUAUCUCCGAUCUUUACAGCUGCAAGGCCGCGCUGAAGACCGCCAUACAUCUCAGCCUGGAAUUUCGCAGACCAGAUACUGUCCCGAGCAGCUUCUGCACGACAGAGGUCGGGUCGCCAGCUCUGCUUAUGAAGACAUCGCGACGGAGCGACGAUUGGAAUUCGGCCACCUCGACGAAAGACUGCAGCCGUGAAGUGCCGGAAGAAAGCUGGUACCAAAACUUGUUGCUCAAACUGACUUGCACCGAUGUCUCUCGACAAGCUGUAGAUAGUUCCCCCAUGUUGGAGGUGCAAACGCACAGGAGUUUCGAUUCCAAAGAUCUUCGGGACGCAGUCAUGAUCUGA